AUGAAGGCUACCCCGUUGCUUAUCGCGUGGCACAACGACAACGCCCCCGUGUAUUCGGUCCAUUUCGACCCCAAUGGCAAAGGUCGCCUGGCUACCGCUGGGAAUGAUAACAACGUCCGAUUAUGGAAAGUGGAGACGGUUGGUCAGGACCGAAAGGUGGCUUACUUGAGCACCUUGGUGAAACACACACAGGCCGUCAAUGUUGUUCGUUUCAGCCCGAAAGGUGAGAUGCUGGCAUCGGCUGGCGAUGAUGGCAAUGUGUUGCUCUGGGUGCCUUCAGAACUACAGACACAACCUGGACUCGGUGACGAUCGUUCGGACGACAAGGAAACUUGGCGCGUGAAGCAUAUGUGUCGCUCCUCUGGCGCUGAGGUAUAUGACCUCGCGUGGUCUCCGGAUGGUGUCUUUAUCAUCACUGGAAGCAUGGACAAUAUUGCUCGCAUUUAUAAUGCACACACAGGUCAAAUGGUGCGCCAGAUUGCAGAGCAUUCGCACUACGUACAAGGCGUAGCCUGGGAUCCUCUGAACGAAUUUGUUGCGACACAAUCAUCCGAUCGAUCUGUUCACAUUUACAACCUGAAGACAAAAGACGGCCAAUUCACCCUGACAUCGCAUGGGAAAUUUUUGAAGAUGGAUUUACCCGCGAAACGAAUCGCCUCUAGUAGCCCGGCCCCUCCAGAUCUCUCCAUCCGAUCCCAACCGGCGACGGGGAACUCGGUCGCUAUCGCUUCUCCAAUUCCUUCCACUCCAGGCACACCGAUGGCCUCGAAUUUGCCAAUGGAUCCACCUCCGGUAUCGCAUAGUCGCAGGUCUUCGUUUGGCUCCUCGCCGUCUAUCCGUCGCUCCGCGUCACCAGCACCGUCAUUGCCCUUGCCGGCAGUCAAACCAUUGGAAGUGCCGUCUCCGGGAGUCUUGGGUGGAUUGGGAGUGAGAAAUGCCAACAUCUACGCGAAUGAGACUUUCACGUCCUUUUUCAGGCGUCUCACCUUUGCUCCGGACGGAAGCCUGCUUUUUACGCCCGCGGGCCAGUACAAGACAUCGCAUGUGUCUGCGACAGAUCCGGGGAAAACCAUCGAUGAAGUGAUUAACACUGUUUAUGUUUACACUCGUGCUGGAUUUAACAAGCCUCCCAUUUCACAUCUCCCCGGCCACAAGAAACCGUCAGUUGCUGUCCGAUGCUCGCCUGUAUUCUACACCCUGCGGCAGGCCCCCGAGCCUUCCCGGCACAUCACUCUGGAUACCUCGUCCGGAGAGGAAUCGUUUGCAUCGCUUCCUGACCCGGUGGUUAAUACCACAAGUAAUGGAUCCGCUAUGGAACCACCAUCGUCCCAUACCGCUGGCAACUCGAAGAACGAUACAACUGCCAAGCCUGCUGAAGGAGAUGUCUCUGCUAAUCAGCCACUUGUCUCAGUCUUCUCACUGCCGUAUCGAUUCGUGUAUGCAGUGGCUACCCAGGAUGCUGUCCUGGUGUAUGAUUCUCAGCAGCAAGCUCCACUCUGUGUGGUCAGCAAUUUACAUUUUGCCACGUUUACUGAUCUGACUUGGUCAAACGAUGGUCUCACUCUGAUCAUGAGCUCUUCUGACGGCUUCUGCUCCACGCUUUCCUUUUCCCCAGGCGAGCUGGGUCAGCCGUACACUGGUCCACUACCAGCAACGAACCAGACUGCAGCGGCGGCUGGGUCAUUAGCAACCUCUGCUCCUGCACCUACCCCGGCGAAACCGAGUAUAGCCGCCCCCGUCGCAAACACGGUCCAUGCUCCGCCUGCGAGCCCUGCUCGGUCCAAUUCGGUGUCUUCCAUCACAACCCAGGGGGGGCCCUCGCAGCAGGCGGCCGGAUCCGUGGUCAAUAAUCCCACACCAACGCUUGGCUCCGUGCCUCUGGUAACUGCCACUCAUUCCGCCCAACCUCCCACUACCUUACCUCUCACCACACCGCCGCAGACGCCGAUGUCAGCUGUUUCCCAGAGCGGGCCAAGCAACGCGAGCAAUAGCGUUCUAGGCAAGAGGGGAAACGAGUCUGAGAAAGAGGACACCGGCUCCACCGAGCGGGCUCAGCAACCGAAGAAGAGAAGAGUAGCGCCUACUCUUAUUUCGGCCGGAACGGGCCUGGAAUCAUCGAAAGAGGACCCUCCUAAUACCGAUGUUGGGGGCUAG
Molecule: messenger RNA, 2154 nt
Organism: Aspergillus ochraceoroseus IBT 24754
Lineage: Eukaryota; Fungi; Ascomycota; Eurotiomycetes; Eurotiales; Aspergillaceae
Product: putative chromatin assembly factor 1 subunit B
Exons: 6
Coding region: 1-2154 (717 amino acids)
Biological process (GO): nucleosome assembly; DNA replication-dependent chromatin assembly
Cellular component (GO): CAF-1 complex; nucleus
Molecular function (GO): protein binding
Source: RefSeq, a predicted model, not a curated record